UGUUACUUAAGCAAUGAAAAUAAUAUAUUUAGUAAUUACUGGUCUAAUCCUUCUUGGAGUAGUUUCUGUGCAAUCGGAGAACUGCACCAAGUUUUGUACAAGAAUUUACGAUCCUGUAUGUGGAUACAAUGGAGAAACCUACAAAAAAUAUGCCAGUACCUGCCAUUUGGAAUCAGACCAAUGUAAGACUGGAAAGGUUAUAGAAAGUGUUUUACUCGAGAAGUGCUCUGAUCGGGAUUCAUCUUAACCACAUGCUAAAUUUCAAAUGGCGUAAUUCAACGACAAAGAUUAAACUAUUACAAUAUAAUGAAGUAGUGAGGUGUGGAACAACUGAAUUGUAUGUGAAAAUGCAGAUAAUCAAAUAUAAUUAAUAUAAUGAGAACA
Molecule: messenger RNA, 384 nt
Organism: Bactrocera oleae (olive fruit fly)
Lineage: Eukaryota; Metazoa; Arthropoda; Insecta; Diptera; Tephritidae
Source: RefSeq, a predicted model, not a curated record